GACCCCCCAAAGUUUGUGAAGAGAAGUUUCCAUAACUUGCCCAUUGUCUGAGAGAAUUGGGGCUCAUCAUUAUCAUCUUUGUCUUGACUUGUUGAACCACAUCCGAAACUGAAGAGUUUAAUAAACAACCAUUGUAUCCUAAAAAAUGCAGUCUGCUUGGCAGAGAUUUGGAGUUUGUUCUUCAUGUCUGAAAAGGCAGCUAAAUGACUUAAUUAAAUGGCAAAGGAGAUUGAUUCCAGGAUGGAUCAGAUCUAUUUACAGUGAGACGGGGAAAUGGGAAAGAGACUAUGGAUUGGAAACAAGAAAGAAAGUUGAGAAGUGGUGGCUUCCAAGAAUGAAGGAACAGUUUUGCAAAACUUCAGAAACAGAUAAAUCAAGACAAAAGUUCUACGUACUUUCAAUGUUCCCAUACCCUUCUGGAAAGCUGCACAUGGGCCAUGUUCGUGUCUAUACCAUCAGUGACACAAUAGCACGGUUCCAGAAAAUGAGAGGGAUGCAGGUGAUAAAUCCGAUGGGAUGGGAUGCAUUUGGGUUACCUGCAGAAAAUGCUGCAAUUGAACAUGGGCUGCACCCAGCAAACUGGACACACAGUAAUAUUAAACACAUGAGGGAGCAGCUUGAUGCACUAGGUCUGUCUUUUAGCUGGGAACGGGAAAUAACCACUUGUUUGCCAGAGUACUAUAAAUGGACACAGUACCUCUUUAUUAACUUAUUUGAAGCUGGGUUAGUCUAUCAAAAGGAGGCCAUGGUUAAUUGGGACCCAGUGGAUCAGACAGUUCUAGCAAAUGAACAGGUUGAUGAAAAUGGCUGUUCGUGGCGUUCAGGAGCAAAAGUGGAACAGAAGUACCUCAGACAGUGGUUUAUCAAAACUACAGUUUAUGCAAAGGCCAUGCUUGAUUCUUUGUCUGAUCUCCCUGAGUGGUAUGGUAUAAAGGAAAUGCAAGCAAACUGGAUAGGUGAUUGUGUUGGAUGUUAUCUUGACUUCAUGUUAAAGGUUAAUGGCCAAGAAACAGGAGAGAAGCUAGCUGCCUAUACCUAUACACCUGAAGCCAUUUAUGGAGCUUCCCACUUAUAUGUUUUACCUAAUCAUAGACUACUGCAUGGAAAUAGUAGUCUGAGGGAAGUGUUGCAGAGUGAGUUUAUCCCAGGCAAAGACUGUCUUACAUCAGUGACAGCAGUGAAUUUACUUACCAGACAGGAGGUUCCUAUAGUAAUCUCUGCAAAAUCAGAUUUUGAGAACUAUAUUGAUACUAAAAUAGGAAUUCCUAAUACUAAUCCAGAAGAUGCUGCUGUCGCCCAGAAUCUAGGUCUCUCUUUCUCUGAAGUCAUUGAAACACUACCAGAUGGUUUGGAGACCAUAGUCAACUCCGGAGAGUUCACAGGCAUGACUAGGCAGGAAGCUUUAAAAGCCCUAACCCAGCUGGCCAAAAAUAAAGGAGUAGGUGGAGACCUAACAAGUGACAAGUUAAGAGAUUGGUUAAUAUCGCGACAGCGGUACUGGGGAACACCUAUACCCAUAAUCCACUGUCAGACCUGUGGCACAAUCCCUGUGCCUUAUGAGGAUUUACCUGUGGAAUUGCCCAAUAUAACCUCCUUUACAGGAAAGGGAGCCUCCCCUCUAGAAACUGUCCCAGAGUGGAUGAACUGUUCAUGUCCAAGGUGCAAAGGACCUGCAAAGAGGGAAACAGACACCAUGGAUACAUUUGUUGAUUCAUCUUGGUAUUACUUGAGAUACACUGAUCCUCAUAACUCUGAUAGGCCCUUUAAUAAAGCCUUGGCCGACUACUGGAUGCCUGUGGAUUUGUACAUUGGGGGAAAGGAGCAUGCAGUUAUGCAUUUAUACUAUGCUAGAUUCUUGAGCCAUUUUUGCUAUGAUCAAAAGAUGACCAAACACAAGGAGCCUUUUUAUAAACUCUUGGUUCAAGGUCUUAUCAAGAGUCAGACAUACAAACUAACAACAACAAGCCAAUAUCUGAAGAGAGAGGAAAUUGAUCUCACUGGGACUGAACCAGUUCACAUAAAAACCAAAGAGAAGCUGCAGGUUACAUGGGAAAAAAUGAGUAAAUCCAAGCAUAAUGGGAUAGAUCCUGAGGAAUUAGUAGAGCAGUAUGGCAUUGACACUAUGCGACUGUACAUUCUGUUUGCCGCCCCUCCAGAACAAGACAUCUUGUGGGAUGCAAAAACUGAUGCUGUCCCUGGUGUACGAAGAUGGCAGUCACGCCUCUGGUCCCUAGCAACCAAACUUAUAGAAGCCAGGACUUCCAGCAUUGUGCCCAAUCCUCAGCUGUUGAACGAGAAGGAGAAGGCUGAAGCCAAAAAGAUCUGGGAGCAGAAGAACCUUGUGGUCUCUGAGGUAACAAGUUACUUCACAAAAGAUUACUUGUUUAAUGCUGCAAUCUCUCGACUGAUGGGCCUCACUAACGUACUCUCACAAGCCUCUCAACCUCUCAUUCUCCACAGUGCAGAAUUUGAAGAUGCUUUGGCUACUCUUUGUAUUAUGGUUGCACCUAUGGCCCCGCACAUAGCCUCAGAGCUAUGGAAAGGUUUGGCACAUGUGCAGAAUAAACUUUGUACGUAUCAUAAGUGGGAUGAUGAUGUGCUGCAUCAAUCCUGGCCCAAAGUGGACCCAGAAUACCUCCAGCAACCAGAUAUCAUAGAGAUGUCUGUCCUGAUCAAUAACAAAGCUUGUGGCAAAGUUAGUAUGCCUCGCCAAGUAGCCCGGAACGCUGAGGAAGUCCAUGAACUAAUUCUUCAAAGCGAGCUGGGAAUCAAACACCUCCAGGGACGUCCUAUCAAAAAGGCCUUUCUGUCUCCAAGAACUGCCCUCAUCAACUUCCUAGUGCAAGAAUAGUGGGAAUAUGUGUCGUCUAAGGCUGCUAGCCUGUGAGUGGCUGAUGGAAUGUCAAAAUGAAGCCCAUUGAAAAUACCAAUUAUGCUUAUUUAGAUCUAUUUCACAAUGGAGAAAAAGGAAAAAUAUUUAUUGGCUAAAACUGUAUUGCUGCUGAUCCUUGUCAAGUCAAUCUUCAUUUAAACAUAGAGAAAAGCCAAGGUAUUGGGGUUUCCUGUUUGGUCAAUGAAGGAAGCUACUUCACCAUAUGGUCAGGCUGAGCUAGGAUGCUACAGGAGGCAGCAGUGUAAGGAAGAGCGGGCAAAAGAAAAAGAUAUUUGGGAAAAAUAUCUGAAACUACAGUUAAGAGGGCAUUAGAGAUGGGCCCAACCUACAAUGUCUGCAUCAGUAUUCAAGUGUCCUAAAGUUCAUGGGUAUCUGGGUCAAUCUCUAGAAUGUAUCUUACUAGGAAAUUGACUUUGUUUCUAUCAGUGUUUUUGGAAAAUGUGAUUGAAGAGCCAAACUACUGUAGUGAGUACUUGCUCCACAACACGUUCAAAAAACCAUAAUAUGUCUCCAGUCAUCUCUGCUUCCUAGAUAGAGAUCACAUUUGGGUUCACUAAUAUGAAAUCAGUUAGCACUGGAUUGUGGUUAGGGUAGUGUAGGCCAGUGGUUCUCAACCAGGGGUUUGAGGCCCCCCAGAGGGCUCCGGACAGGUUUCAGGGGGUUCGCCAAGCAGGGCCAGUGUUAGACUCACUGGGCCCAGGGCAGAAAGCGGAAGUCCCACCGCAUGGGGCUGAAGCUCGGGGCCCUGAGCCCUGCCACCGGGAGCUGAAGCCAAAGCCAGAGCAACUUAGCUUUGGGGGGGCCCCUGUGGCAUGGGACCCCAGGCAAUUGCACUGCUUGCUACCACCUAAUGCUGGCCCUUGCUUUGAUAAGCAGAAAACAAGUGGCAUUUUUAUAGCAUGUUUUGGGGGGCUUCAAAAAUAAAAAGGUUGAGAACCCCUAAUGAAGGCCAUCAGGGUGGAUGUUUCCUUAUGCAGCUCUGACAGUGCACUUCCGACAUGUUUGACAGACAAAUUAAGAAUAUAAAAAAAUACUUUUCAUACA
Molecule: messenger RNA, 3937 nt
Organism: Chelonia mydas (Green sea turtle)
Lineage: Eukaryota; Metazoa; Chordata; Testudines; Cheloniidae
Gene: LARS2
Product: leucyl-tRNA synthetase 2, mitochondrial
Exons: 21
Coding region: 146-2851 (901 amino acids)
Biological process (GO): leucyl-tRNA aminoacylation; mitochondrial translation
Cellular component (GO): mitochondrion
Molecular function (GO): aminoacyl-tRNA deacylase activity; leucine-tRNA ligase activity; ATP binding
Source: RefSeq, a predicted model, not a curated record